GAGGACCUAAACGCAUCACAUGGCAAAAUACUGUAAAUAGGAUUCUUGUCCGUGUUAGGUAGCGGUCCAGCUAACUUUGAAGCUAACAAUGCCUGGCAAGUGUAAAUUCCAGGAUUCCUGGCUGACAAAGGACGCUUUCAAGGACUGGCUGGUCAAAGACGCCGAUGACAUUCAUUUCGCUCGGUGCAGGGCCUGCUGUAAAUCAAUAAAACUUCAGACCAUGGGCGAGGCUGCUCUCACCAGCCACGCAGGCGGAGCUGGCCACAAAGCUGCGGUCCGAAAGCUGCUGGAAGGUGUUUUAAUAGGCGAUGCAAGACAGAUGAACGGCAACACAAAUCUGGUAGAGAAGAGCAAGGAGCAGAUGGCCCUUGCCCUCCAGCGUGAAGCUUUGGACAGAAUCACAGGCAGCGACUGGUCAGACCUGCAUCAGAGUCCCUCUACAAACUCCAGCUCCCACAAUGCAGAGCUGCAGGAUGCAGCCUUUCCUGUUGCGUACUUCACAGUCCCAGGAACCUCGAGAACCAUCAACCAUCACCUUCAUCCGUCCGACAUCAAGGAGGAGGAGGUCAGCCGCCGCCUGACCCCUCAUGACUCUGUGGACUUUUCAAGACUGGAGCUUCAGCAGCGGACAGAGGCUUUGGAGCAGCUGGAUCAGAUGAAGAUCCUGGAGUGGGAAAACCGGAUGAAGGUACUUGCCUGGGAACAGGAGCUGGUCCGGGAGAAAAGGAAAGCAGCUCGACAGAAGGAGAAGGCCUUCCGGAUGAAAAAGGCCUAUUACAAGGCCAAGCUAAAGAGGCUGGGUGAAGACGUGCCACCGUCCUCCUCUAGCAGUGGUGAAGAAGACGAAAAGAUAUCCGAGCUCAACGGCUGAUCUGAUCUUUUUCAUACUUGUUUCAUUCUCGUGGUGUUUGUCUAUAAUCUUUGGGACUAUUUCUUUUGGAUAGAUUUCUAUAUCGAAGGUUCUGGUGUGGGUUAGUGGAUAUAGACUGUGGGCGUCAAAAGUCAUUGAUUGGAUAUUCACAAUGCGGAACACACACACAAAAAAACCCCUUUUGGUUCCUAGGUGGUCUGGAAAAAUCUGGAAUUUGAUUCAGUUUGUUUUUUCAAGAAUGGAAACGACUGAGAAAAAUCUAAAUAUUUGUCGUUCCUUCCCUCCCUCAUGUUCUACCUUCCUUAAUUCAUCCUUCCUUCUGUCCUCGUGUCCUACCGCCUUCCUCUCUUCCCUGCAUCCUUCAUUUGGUUGUUUUUAUUUUUUUGUAGAAAAAUCCACCAUACAGUCUUGGCAAAUGUUAGUAUUUUAUAUUUUAAAGUGAAAGUAAAGGCCGAGUCUGGAAGUUUUCCACGAAUAACUUGUUGCAACCAUGAUGACAUAUGCACCGUGACACAUGGCAGUGACGGUUGUCAGUUCGAAUCCUCACUCCGUCUGACUAGGUCGUCAUGUUCUUGGGCAAAAUGCAUCACCUGCCUGGUGGCGGUCAGAGAGCUCGGUGGCGGUCAGAGAGUCCGGUGGCGCUGAAGCAUGUGAAUGGGUGAAUGAUUGAAGUGUGGUGUGUUUUGGGGUUCUCUGGACUUGAUGAAACUCUACACAAGUACUGGCCAGUUGACAUGGGCAGGUUUGUGUGUGAAGGCAGCUGGUUGUGUGGCUGCUUUCCUAAAAAUAUAAGAUAAAAUAAAACAACACAACUCUUAUUUGGAACGAAGCCGUUCUAAAGUGAAUGUGGUACUAAUGUUUAAACACAAACAGGCACAAUAAUGUUGUGAAGUUGAAAAAAAUAUAUAUAUUUGAUUACUUUGUGAAAUGCACAUUAGCCACAACAGUAAUGCUGUCUGCAGUUUUUUUUUUUUUUUUUACAUAAUGACAUUGUUUUUGUUGUUGCAUUAUGUUCUUUUAAGGUAAUGUGUUCUUUAUAGUUGCUUCAGCUGAUGUAUUCGGUUCAUUAUGAAUUCAUUGGUCCUCUCUAAAUGCAGUUUUUAACACUCUUAUUGAGCAUGUUAUUAGAUUUUGCUGUUCAAAUCAACAUGUUUGUUCAAAUAAAUGUAAUUUUCAUUAACAAAGGAAUGAAUAGUAAAAUUUCCUUCAGAGACUUGACCAUUUUUUGUGUGUCUGUUGCAUCAUUCUGAUAUUACUCAACUGACUUUAGUUACUUAUUAGUGAAAACAGGAUUACUGAGAUUGUGCUCUAGUAUUUGCUAUUCAGUUGUUUUUUCUGGCUUUUGAUCAAGAACCUGAUAAUGAAAGAAGUUAUUUGCAGACAAGACAAGCGGCUCAAUUCAUUCGCACUCUACAAUUAUGCACUACUUUUAGUGUGUCUGCUAUAAAAACUGGAACCGAAUGUCAAAACGUUCAAGUGAUGUGAAUAAUUUUGCAAAUAGCUGCAUUAAAAGUUUGCUUCACACGUAAAUCUUACUUUUUAUCUGAGAAACGGUGAUAUUGUAACAGAGCUGACUGUAUUAAGUUGGCAUCUGAGCCACUGACUGUGACAGAGCACUUUGAGAACCAAAACAAGUCAGCAAAAAGCACCUUAACAAAAAAUAAAAAUAAAAAAAUAACGCUCUGUCAGAAUGUGUCCUCUCCUCGCUGCCUCACUCCCUAAAAUGUCCUCAUGAAUAUGAAACAGUUACAGGCAGAAUAUAAACACACACACACAGUCUGGUAGGAAUAAGUCUUUUUUUUUUUUAAUGUCCAACAUUUCUCUUGUUUUUCUGCGAAAACAGGGGAACAGCUGUUUCUGUCCCGACGGCGGGACAGAAGGCAUCUCAUAACGAACACACAGGCCAACAAAUACAAUCUCUCAUCAUUCUGCCACCUUUUCCCUGCCUUUCUUCUCCCCCCUCCCCCUUUUGUUUUCCUUUUCAAUCUCCAGAACAGAUGACCACAUUUUCGACUCAAAUCUGCCCUCUCUGGCUCUGGUUGUAUGGCUUCUACUGGUUUAAAACAAAUUAUCUGGGAGUUGUAGCUUUUGUUCUGGUUCUCUCCCCUCAGAGUGCCAACGCAGACAAAUGACCAGUUUUGUGCAGGUUUGCAAUGAGGCGUCGCUGCAAUUGUAAAUCACACAUUCAUCAAACCCAAGUGAGUCAUUUAAGGAAGAUAAAUAUAACUUUAACUGACUGCAGUCUGUUGGUGUUGGCAGGUUCUUGCAGGUCCUGUACUUUGUGCCUGGCAUUAGAUUUUAUUUUUGCUGUUUACAUAUAAACAUUUAUUUUAACACAUUUCCCCAUUGUUCAUCAAACUGGGAACUUGUGGCCUUGAGAAACAAAAUUGAUGAUCAUAAUAAACAAUAAAUAAAAGUCACAUGCGUAAGACAAAAAAAAGGAGAACUUUUGGGUUUAAAAAGAAAACACAUUCAUGAUUAAAAAUAGAUAUGGUUUAAAAGAAAUCGUAAAACAACUCUUUCAUAAAAUGUCAAUAAAUUAUCACUAAAUAAAAUAGAUCUCGUCAGUUUGAUCUUAGGGAAAAAGGUGGAAAGAAAAGGAAAAAAUAAUUUUUUUUUUUAGGCGGACUGCUUCUUUAACAGGUGGCAUUCCCCCAGCAGGAACAUUUUUUGGCAGUAAUCCUGUCAGGAACAGAUUUGGUGUCACGUUCUGAGGAGACGAGGCUGACAAGAGAUACAGUCAGAGCGGGAAGAUACGCGUUUGCUUUUGAUGCCCGUUUUUAUCUCCACUGUCUGCAUUUCCCUCCUCUUUUCUGAAUUUCUGACUAUUUCUGUCUCCGUGACGGGCGGCGUCCACGCCUUCCUCCCUGCAGCUACACGUUUUACAACACAGUCAUGAUUUCUGACCCAGUUUAUCCUCCUACUGAUGACGUCUAGCUUUGUAACAUUCGAUGUCUUGUGUCCAUUCUGCUGGAUUUUAGCCCACUUUGUAGUUUGCGUCCAUUCUUGAUCUUGCUCAUUCAGACAAACUUCGGCCAAAUUGUUUUUUUUGUUUUAACAAAACACCUCUCUUUCAUUCAUACAUCUGAAGAUGUGUUUUUCUCUUAAAGGGUUCAAAAUUGAGAGAAUACUGGCAGUAACCAUUUUACCUGAUGCCUGUAACCCUCUUAUCAUCAUUUAGUGUAAAUUAGAUGAGCUGGUUCUGCAGGCUGAAGUUAACUUAUACUCUGAGAAGAAUCAAGAUCCAAAUUUACCAUCUUAAACAUCUCAGAUCUCAAAAGUGUCAAAGCAGUGCAUGCAAACAAUACAUCACAAACCUAUAGUUCCGCGUGUUGAAAUUCCUGCUUUUGUUUUUUUUUGUCAUAAAGGAUGGAGGCAGUGUUUUGCUUGUGAUCUUCCUAUAAGAACACGAGUCCUACAUCUAAAGGGAGUGGUGCACACAGCAAACAUUUUAUUUCAAAUUGUAUUUUGAUUUUUGCACUUUUAUUUCUCCAGUAGUCUGAAAGAAUUUUCAUGUUUCACACAAGAAGAUUAAUGGUGGCGCACCGCCUCCUGUUCAUUUGGUCUCUUCAUAAAUAUCCACCUAAUUUAAAAAUGGCAGCGGUUGAUUGGUUCAAUAUUUAAGAGUUAAUUGUUAACUUGAGCCAUUAGGACCAACUCGUGUGAAUUCAUACUAAAAGAAGAAGCCGAGAUUGAUACAACACGUCGUAACUUUUCAAAAGAACCUCACUUAAGAAUCCUGAACCUUUAAAACAUGAACUUGUUGCUUUUUGCAAACAUGCGUGUAAAAUAAUCAGCAGCUGAUUCAAAUACCUACAUCUGAAAAAAAACAACAAAAAAAACAAAUUAUAGCUUUUAGCGCCGACACGGCUGACACCUCUUCUUUCCUUUUGUUAGCCAACGCACUGCAGCAGAAGCUUCGACUGAUCUCAAAUAAUGCCUCCUUCUCCAUUAAUCCUCCAAAUGGAGGGAAGAAACAAUGUGUCUGAAAGAGUAGGAAACACUUUAUCUGAGCUCGUGGUGAACAUUUUGGAGCCUGAUUAGAUUUGAAAAUAAGUGCUUCCUGUCUGGAAUAUUUCCUUUAGGGAGCAUCUAGGAGUAAAAAGAUGCUAAAGACGUGAGCUGACAUAUUCAGGUAGACACCACGUCGCAUGCAAGCAUCACGUUUGCUUUCAUGUCUUCAAUAAAUAUUUGAGCACGCCGGGAUUCAACAGCAUUGUUCUCGUUAUUUUUAUUAUUUUUUUUCUCUUCCGUCAUUCAGAAUCAAAAUCAGUUUGCACAGUGAGAUAAAACGCCAAACAGCUGUUUAUAUUCUAGUGGAGAACUAAGUCCUCAGUAACAAAAAAAAUGUUUCAUUUUGGUUCAUAUUUGUGUAAAAAAAAACCAAACAAAAGCAGUUUACUUCUACAGCCAUCACACCGUGUAGGAAGCAUUUUCUAAACGAAGAGCAACACAAAGUUUCAUACUGAUUUAUGUCCCUUUGGCUUUAGGUUUGGGCGAGAGGCUUCUGCAUGAGAAGCUUUUGGAAAUGAGCUUCCUGGUUGCUGCUGGAGAGACUCGGCUGCUCCUGUGCUGCCCCCGGAGGCAGGUUGAGUCAUGAUGCAUCAAAGUGUAAAAAGAUGCCUCGAGGGGUUCUUAAAAGUGGUUGUGACUCGAUCCUGCCUCAUGGAGCGAGGCAGACGGCGAGAUCAACUUUCACCCACCAGGUUUUUAAAACUGCGCUGAUUAUGUUCCCGUUACGUCAGCGGAUUGAUACGGUCUGCUUCAGAGAGCACCGGGUCGUGAUUAUAUGCACCAGCUCAAAAAAAAAAAAAAAAAAA
Molecule: messenger RNA, 5691 nt
Organism: Poecilia reticulata (guppy)
Lineage: Eukaryota; Metazoa; Chordata; Actinopteri; Cyprinodontiformes; Poeciliidae
Gene: fsbp
Product: fibrinogen silencer binding protein
Source: RefSeq, a predicted model, not a curated record